Gavia stellata (red-throated loon) is the source of this 690-nucleotide messenger RNA. RefSeq names its product cardiotrophin like cytokine factor 1 (gene CLCF1). The record is from RefSeq and is a predicted model, not a curated record. The coding region runs from base 16 to 690 and encodes 224 amino acids. Lineage: Eukaryota; Metazoa; Chordata; Aves; Gaviiformes; Gaviidae. The transcript has 3 exons.
CCGCGCCUGUCCCGCAUGGAGCUGCGAGCAGGAGAUUCUUGGGGGAUCUUCACCUUCCUGUGCGCCGCGCUCUGCAACCUGCCGGCGCUGCCCGCCCUGAACUGCACCGAGGAGCUGGGUGCCGGCCAGUCCAUCCAGAAGACCUACGACCUGACCCGCUACCUGGAGCACCAGCUCCGCACCCUCGCCGGCACCUACCUGAACUACCUGGGCCCCCCCUUCAAUGAGCCCGACUUCAACCCCCCGCGGCUGGCACGGGCCGAGCGGGUGCCCAGCGCCACGGUGGACUUGGACCUGUGGCGAGGGUUGACCGACAACGCCCGCUUGGCCGCCAACUACCGCGCCUACAGCCGGCUGCUCUGCUACCUGCGGGCGCUGGACGGGCAGGCGGGCACCGCCGAGUUGCGCCAUCGCCUCGGCCACUUUUGCUCCAGUCUGCAAGGUUUGGUGCUCAGCAUCGCCGGCGUUAUGUCCUCCUUGGGUUACCCGUUGCCCGCCGGCCCCGCCGGACCCUCCGUGCCCCCCGGUACCCCCGUCGCCCCCAAUGACUUCCUUAAGAAGAUGGAUGAUUUCUGGUUGCUGAAGGAGCUGCAGACGUGGCUGUGGCGCUCGGCCAAGGACUUCAACCGCCUCAAGAAGAAGGUGCCACCCGCCGUGGUGACGCUGCGCCUGGAGGCGAGGGGCUUCUGA